This is a messenger RNA of Anas platyrhynchos (mallard), 1382 nucleotides long. RefSeq names its product cyclin dependent kinase 2 associated protein 2 (gene CDK2AP2). Gene Ontology annotation, biological process: negative regulation of G1/S transition of mitotic cell cycle; regulation of microtubule cytoskeleton organization. Gene Ontology annotation, cellular component: microtubule; nucleus; cytoplasm. Lineage: Eukaryota; Metazoa; Chordata; Aves; Anseriformes; Anatidae. Gene Ontology annotation, molecular function: calcium ion binding; calcium channel regulator activity. The record is from RefSeq and is a predicted model, not a curated record.
CCCCCCCGUCUCGGUGUCGCUCCCCGGUGCGGCUCGGGUGUCCCGGAGCGGAUCCGGUUUCCCGCUGCAAUCUCACCCCGGCAGCGGGGGAUCGGAUUCGGGGGCGGCGGAGUGUGAGGGGGGGGACACACCGGCACCGGGCACCGGGCACCGGCAGCAUGUUCCUCUUCUUCCGUGGCUCGCCCCGCCGCGCCCCCGGUAGCCCCCUGCCCGCAGCCCCCCCGGGGCCGCCCCGCCGGACCCCCCCGGGACCGAAGCCCCCCCCUCAGCCCCUCCGGUCCCGGGGGCGGCGGAGCCCCGGGGAGGGGGGUCCGGGUCGCUGCCGUGCGAGCACCGAGGAGCCGGGCCCCGAGGUGCCCCCCGCCGGUGGGCAGGACGGGAGGCAGCGCUGCGGCCCCCCCGGCCCCCAGGAGGGCGAGGAGGCGGCGGAGGCCGCGCAGUCGCCGCCGUUGCAGAACUACUCGGUGCUGCACGGGCUGGUGGGGCCGGCCUGCAUCUUCCUCCGCCAGAGCAUCGCCAUCACCCAGCUGGACCGAGAGCUGCGGCCGGAGGAGAUCGAAGAGCUGAAGCAAGCUUUCCGGGAGUUCGACAAGGACCGGGACGGCUACAUCAGCUACAAGGACCUGGGCGAGUGCAUGCGGACCAUGGGCUACAUGCCCACCGAGAUGGAGCUCAUCGAGCUGUCCCAGCAGAUCACAGGCGGCAAGGUGGAUUUUGAUGACUUCGUGGAGCUGAUGGGCCCCAAGAUGCUGGCAGAGACGGCGGAUAUGAUCGGCAUCAAGGAGCUGCGCGACGCCUUCCGCGAGUUCGACACCAAUGGGGACGGGCAGAUCAGCAUGGCCGAGCUGCGGGAGGCCAUGCGCAAGCUGCUGGGGCAGCAGCUCAACCCCCGCGAGGUGGACGAGAUCCUCAAGGACGUGGAUCUCAACGGGGACGGGCUGGUGGACUUCGAAGCCACCAGCGUCCCCUCGCCGUCAGGCUCCGCGCCCGGCGCCGCCGCCGCCCCGUUCCGGCCGCUCUUCAACGACUUCGGGCCGCCCUCCAUGGGUUACGUGCAGGCCAUGAAGCCCCCCGGUGCCCCGGGCUCGCAGAGCACCUACACCGACCUGCUGUCCGUCAUCGAGGAGAUGGGCAAGGAGAUCCGGCCCACCUACGCCGGCAGCAAGAGCGCCAUGGAACGGCUCAAGCGGGGUAUCAUCCACGCGCGGGCGCUGGUGCGGGAGUGCCUGGCCGAGACAGAGCGCAACGCCCGCACGUGACGGCCGCCCCCGGUGUCCCCCCCACCCUGUCCCCGUCCCCGGGACCGGAGCCCCGCCGGUGGCCCCUACGCGCACAGGGCCGCCCCCGGGGCUCCCCCCCCUUGACCCCCCCUCUUGCCCUCC